GCGUCUCCUAACAUUCAUAGGAUGCUUGCUGCGAAAUUGAGGCGGUCUGAAGGAAGCUGGAGUCAAAUUCCUCACGGCGUGGGAGCUCCAACACGACAUAGGGCAGCGACUAACUAACUGGAGGCUCGCCCAUCGACGGAUCAAUGGUCCGCAUGAUCGACAAUCACGUAAAACUCUGCCAAUUCUUUCUCCUUUCAUCACCGCGUCGGAUAUUGCAUUGUUAUUCGUUAGAAGACCAUCCUUUUUCUUUGGAUUGACUGCCGCUUCACACGCAACUGAACUACUCUUUUGCAUCAGAAAAAUCCCUUAAACUCCCCGAUUGGAUAAAUGUUUACGAAGGACUAAAGUGCUGCAGCAAAAAGUUGCUCUGUGAAGUGGUAGUUUUGAACAAAGAAGUCUCGACUUUUUCCACAGCGGAAGUGAGCUCAGUCAUGCUCCGUGUCAGUGCAUAGCUGCUCGACGUCACACGACUGUUGGACCACCAGCUGCUUCGUCGUCUUCUUCUUCUUCUUCAUGGAGCCAUGUUUGCUGGAUUGUUGGGCCUGAAAUGCCACGGCAAUUCCCUGCAUCACCACAGCCAAGGAGUCAUGGAAGGUGGCAGAGCCUCAGGGACAGCUGGCAGCGUCGGCCGUAAGAGGCUCCACUGGAGGCCUGGCUACAUGAGAGGGGAGCAGUCCAGACCACAAAGCACUACUGAUGAUCCGGAAGAUGAGGAGGAGGAGGAGGAUAAGGAAGAAAGAGAAGAUGGGGAUAUUUGUAUAAGGAAUGGGAAGAGUGGAUGUCAAACUAAGGGUAUAAUAUCAUCUGCUGUCAAAAUAUCUCCAAUGAACAUUGCACAACCUGAAAAAAGCUCCCAUGACAUUCCUCUUCCCUUCCCCAACGACAGUGCCUUCAGUGGUGCAUCCAGUCAACCAAAGAGUGAACACAUGUUAAACCACAGCCUAGUACUCCAGCAUUCAGCUACCCCGGAAGAGUCUUUCAGUUCCAGCUUCAGUUUCAUUCAACAGUCUCUCAGGACUUUCACGGCCCCUGCAACACCAGCACGUGACCCGCAGCUUCAAGCCACAGAAGUGCCUAAUUUCUCUCAAAUUAAACCAGCAUCGUUGUUUCCUGAUCAGUCCGAGUCUAAACCGUCCUCCCAGGUCACCUCCAACUCUAACCUAAGCAGCCAUGAAGAAAGGGAGACACUCUCGUUAGGUGGACGAUUUUGGGGGGAACAUGUGUGGGGGAGCAGGGAGGUGUCAGCGUCCGUCCCCGAUGGCGGCUUUCCGUGCCUGGAUACAGAAAUCACCUCUUCACUGUCACUUGACUCAGACACCGCCUCUGCAUCCUCAGUCACGUCGGGAUACGAGAGCGCCACACCCUCUUCUGACCAAGGCUGGGACAAUUUGAUCAAGAAGUAUGAUCACGUUCUACAAAACUGCCUCCACAACAACCGAACGCACACUAAGAUCGAGUCCAUGAUGUUAAAGCUCCAGAGACUGCAGCAAAAAGCCAUUGUGGAUGAUGACUAUGAUGCAGCUGAGCGAUUUGGGAAAAAGCUGGAGGAGCUGUACAAGGAGCGAGGAGCUUUGAAGCUGGGUUUACCGUCCAGACAGCCCAGCGUGGCUCUGUUCCUCCAGAGACUCAGAGAGGUUAUGCAGAGCGCCCUCCACAGGGCAGAUAGCAGUCAGCCCAGAUCAGGAGCAGAAUUCGAUGCAGGAGAGCGGUCGGACGCAGUGCGCAGCCGAGAUCGUUUCAUACAAGAAAAACGAACAGUCGAGGAGGAAAUCAAGGAACUGCAGCAGAGACUGGCGGAGCUAAAGGAUCGCAGUCGAUGUUUGGACCAGCAGAUCCAACAGGAGGAGCAGCACAUGGAGGCUGAGGAGCUGGAGGGCUCCGUGCUGAGGAGCUGCACCACGGCCCAGCUCCAAGACAUGAGCCAAAGCCUUCAUGAUCUUGUGAUGUCUAAGAACCGCAUCCAGAUCUCGGUCUCUCCUCCUGCUUCCAUGCUCAGGGGAUCCGAUUUGAAGAUGUGGAUGACAUCAAGAUGGCCUUUACAACGGAGCUGCAGAGGAUCCCAGACGAAAACUUCCAGGAGUGCUUGCAGACUCCAAGAACAGGAGCAGGCAUUGAAUCUAUCGAUCAAGGAAGCUACUGCCAAAGUGGUCAUGAGUCAGAAGCUGGGUAGCAGCCUCAGGAGGAAAGUCAGCGAGACUGAAACUCAGCUCUUAGCUUUGCAUGAAGCCAAACUGGCUGCCAUCUCAGGUAACGACUUCAGCAGUGCCAAGGAGCUGAAGGCUGAGAUGAAGGCAGUGUUUCAAGAGCAGGAGCGACUGGAGGCUCUGGCCAGCAGGCUGCACAGUCUCAGCUCAGGGAGCAGCCAAGAGCUGGCCAGGAUGAAGGAGCAGCAGCAGCAGCUCAGACAGGAGCUUGAGCACAGGGAGGUGCAGCAUGAAAACCAGCUGAAAGACAAUGCCGUCAAGUAUAGUGAGCUAUUGGAGGACAGGUUGCGCAGCUGUAGCUGCUCAGGCUUGGAGCGGAUUUGGGAGGCCGACCUGGAGGCGUGUCACUUGUUCUUACGAGGCUUGCAGCUACGGAUAUCCAUCUGCAGUGGAGCGGACGUGGACGACCAUCUCACCACAACUGGCUAUGCUUCAACUCAAAUGUGCCCCAAAGAGGAAGAAGACUGCGCCAUGUUGACUGCUUUAGGCGGCCGCUGGUGUUCCGAGGCCAAUUUACAGAACUCUGAGUUCACCAAGAAAUUGGAGGAGUUUUUGUUCUGCAUGGAGGAUAAUAGCCCACAGGAUGUGUCCAGCGAUGAUGAGGCAGCAGACCUGGCCGAGCGCUGUGAGCUGAUCAGUGACAGACUAAUGACCCUGGAGGACGAUUUACAGACGGCCAUACUGAGCCGGGAUCAGACCCUCGCUGAGUCACUGGAGAAGCAAGUUCAGGAAGUUAAAACCACUUUGCAAAACAUGCUCGCUCUGCUCAGAGAGGAAGUCGAGGAGGAGGUGCAUGUUCAUGAAUCGCAGGACGAAGACGACCCUGUGGAAAAUGGGAUUUUGGAGGAGGAAGAAGAGGAGGAAGAGGACCAGUACUUCAGUGACAGCUGGGACAUCUGAAGCGGAUGCCUGUUGUGUUUUGUGAGCACUCAAACUGGGAGCCUGACCUGCACUGCAGCAGAACUGACCCCAUCCCCAUUUCAUGUAAAGCCACACUCAGAGCAUUUUGCAAGCAGCCCCCCUGUGGAACUGCUCAAAGUCUCCAGUUCUUGCUUUGCUGAAAAACACAUUUUAAACAUGCAGGGAUAUAACACUUCAAUUCAAAGUAUGUGUCUUCGGGCUUGUCAGGCAAAUUUUGUUCCAGUUAAGAUAUCAAAAAAAGAAAUUAUUUUGCAAGUGUAGUUUUCAAUGAAGGGUUGGUCUUUUGUUAUAAAUUACCAAUCAUAAAACUCAAAUGACCAACACAGAGAUCAAACCCCCAAAUUUACACCACUAUUUGAUUAUUUGUGGGACCAAGAAGACAAUCUAAGAGAUCCUUUACAUGGUUAUAGUCAUGCACAGAAGUGCUUAGGUUAGUGUUUAGGUCUUGUGGCUCUUUUUGUAUUUUGUUCUUUACAAGUGGACAUUAUGUAAUUUUGUGGCUGUGGUGCUAACUUGAACACUGUUGUUAGUUGUGAAAAUGCAAUUACUCUGCUUUGUGAGUAUUAGGGCUACACUGAUAAAAACAAACUAAAACGUACAUUUACGUCAACAAAAGUUGUAAAGUUAAAAGAAAAAAAGCUGUAUUAUAUUAUAUAAUAUAUAUAUAAUAUAAUAUAUAAUAUAUAUUCAUUGGAUAAUAUUGAAUAUUAGAAACACUUACCUGUAUGGUUGAUCAAACACAUCCACCAUACAUAAGGUGAUUUUGGUGUUGGUAGUUUUUUCUCAGGAACAGACACACGUUUACAUAAUUACAUUGAACGAAUUACAUUGACGAUGGUGUUUGUGUGGCAAAACAUCGACUCUUAUAGUAAAGUUUAACUUGACAGCAUCCUUAAUAACAGUCCUCAUUAAAACACAGGUAUAUAUGUUCUUUCUAAUAAAUAUGUAUUACUUUAUCCUUGAAAAAAUUUUUUUUUCUCAUUUGUCAUAUACAAUAUUUUGACUUUUCACAUCAAUACAGUAUUGAGUUUUUUAAAAUAAAUUUUCUCAUUAAGAUUCUUGUAACAUUUAAAAAAAGUUUAAUUUUUUUAAUUCAUGUUACAAAAGCUUUUUUUGUGUGCAUUUUGUAUUCUUUUCAUUGUGGCCCUAAUACAAUCAUAUAAAACAAGUACAUUAUGCGUUUGUUAUUUAAAUAUUUGCACGUAUAGAAGCAAAUUUCAAGGAUAAAAUAUCAGUUGGCAGAGAAAAAAAAAACAGCUGUUUGCUCAACUGACUGCAUGGUGACCAAUGGGAAAUCUUGUUCAUUGCAAACAUUUUUUGUUGUAGUUUCAUGGGAUGAUCUUGUUUUUAAUUUACUGUGCAUUCCCAUAAUUGCUAUUUAUUGCCCAUUGUUUCUCACUAAUUACAGUAUAUAGCGUCCUGCCUGAUAAUGUGUCCUGCUGUUUUCCUUUUGUAGCCACUUUGGUGAUGGCCCCUCACAGAGAACGUGUGGGCAUCCUUCCAGGCAAGUGGGGGCAGUGUUGACAUGUCGACGCUAUCAAUACGCUAAUAAAGCUCCUCUAGUGAGGUCUGUAGAGGAUACAAGCUUCUUUUGUUAUCUCACCUCAGCAGCGGCGCUGUAGCUAAUUGGAAGACAAAGUGGCAGAGGGUGUGCAGUGGUGAAGGUGGU
This is a messenger RNA of Phycodurus eques (leafy seadragon), 4794 nucleotides long. It is a transcript of the gene disc1, whose product is annotated as DISC1 scaffold protein. The record is from RefSeq and is a predicted model, not a curated record. Bases 522 to 3104 code for a protein of 860 amino acids. The transcript has 15 exons. Lineage: Eukaryota; Metazoa; Chordata; Actinopteri; Syngnathiformes; Syngnathidae. Gene Ontology annotation, biological process: cilium assembly; neuron migration. Gene Ontology annotation, cellular component: intermediate filament cytoskeleton; centrosome; microtubule.